Molecule: messenger RNA, 11229 nt
Organism: Arxiozyma heterogenica
Lineage: Eukaryota; Fungi; Ascomycota; Saccharomycetes; Saccharomycetales; Saccharomycetaceae
Gene: FLO10
Product: Flo10p
Exons: 1
Coding region: 1-11229 (3742 amino acids)
Source: RefSeq, a predicted model, not a curated record
AUGUUCCAGGCAUGGUUGGUUCUGCUUCUGUGUCUAUCCACCUCCACCCUGUACACCACCAACUACAACGGCAGCAGCACCCACAUUGGUGUUGUGAUUGUUGAGACCCCAAUGCCAUCUGUGAUCACUUCCUAUGUUCCAGGCAUGGUUGGUUCUGCUUCUGUUCUAUCCACCUCCACCCUGUACACCACCAACUACAACGGCAGCAGCACCCACAUUGGUGUUGUGAUUGUUGAGACCCCAAUGCCAUCUGUGAUCACCUCCUAUGUUCCAGGCAUGGUUGGUUCUGCUUCUGUUCUAUCCACCUCCACCUUGUACACCACCAACUACAACGGCAGCAGCACCCACAUUGGUGUUGUGAUUGUUGAGACCCCAAUGCCAUCUGUGAUCACCUCCUAUGUUCCAGGCAUGGUUGGCUCUGCUUCUGUGCUAUCCACCUCCACCCUGUACACCACCAACUACAACGGCAGCAGCACCCACAUUGGUGUUGUGAUUGUUGAGACCCCAAUGCCAUCUGUGAUCACUUCCUAUGUUCCAGGCAUGGUUGGUUCUGCUUCUGUUCUAUCCACCUCCACCUUGUACACCACCAACUACAACGGCAGCAGCACCCACAUUGGUGUUGUGAUUGUUGAGACCCCAAUGCCAAGUGUCAUUACUUCCUAUGUUCCAGGCAUGGUUGGUUCUGCUUCUGUUCUAUCCACCUCCACCUUGUACACCACCAACUACAACGGCAGCAGCACUCACAUUGGUGUUGUGAUUGUUGAAACCCCAAUGCCAUCUGUGAUCACCUCCUAUGUUCCAGGCAUGGUUGGUUCUGCUUCUGUUCUAUCCACCUCCACCCUGUACACCACCAACUACAACGGCAGCAGCACCCACAUUGGUGUUGUGAUUGUUGAGACCCCAAUGCCAUCUGUGAUCACCUCCUAUGUUCCAGGCAUGGUUGGUUCUGCUUCUGUUCUAUCCACCUCCACCUUGUACACCACCAACUACAACGGCAGCAGCACCCACAUUGGUGUUGUGAUUGUUGAGACCCCAAUGCCAUCUGUGAUCACCUCCUAUGUUCCAGGCAUGGUUGGUUCUGCUUCUGUUCUAUCCACCUCCACCCUGUACACCACCAACUACAACGGCAGCAGCACCCACAUUGGUGUUGUGAUUGUUGAGACCCCAAUGCCAUCUGUGAUCACCUCCUAUGUUCCAGGCAUGGUUGGUUCUGCUUCUGUGCUAUCCACCUCCACCCUGUACACCACCAACUACAACGGCAGCAGCACCCACAUUGGUGUUGUGAUUGUUGAGACCCCAAUGCCAUCUGUGAUCACUUCCUAUGUUCCAGGCAUGGUUGGUUCUGCUUCUGUUCUAUCCACCUCCACCCUGUACACCACCAACUACAACGGUAGCAGCACCCACAUCGGUGUUGUGAUUGUUGAGACCCCAAUGCCAUCUGUGAUCACCUCCUAUGUUCCAGGCAUGGUUGGUUCUGCUUCUGUUCUAUCCACCUCCACCCUGUACACCACCAACUACAACGGCAGCAGCACCCACAUUGGUGUUGUGAUUGUUGAGACCCCAAUGCCAUCUGUGAUCACCUCCUAUGUUCCAGGCAUGGUUGGUUCUGCUUCUGUUCUAUCCACCUCCACCCUGUACACCACCAACUACAACGGCAGCAGCACCCACAUUGGUGUUGUGAUUGUUGAGACCCCAAUGCCAUCUGUGAUCACCUCCUAUGUUCCAGGCAUGGUUGGUUCUGCUUCUGUUCUAUCCACCUCCACCCUAUACACCACCAACUACAACGGCAGCAGCACUCACAUUGGUGUUGUGAUUGUUGAAACCCCAAUGCCAUCUGUGAUCACUUCCUAUGUUCCAGGCAUGGUUGGUUCUGCUUCUGUUCUAUCCACCUCCACCCUGUACACCACCAACUACAACGGCAGCAGCACCCACAUUGGUGUUGUGAUUGUUGAGACCCCAAUGCCAUCUGUGAUCACCUCCUAUGUUCCAGGCAUGGUUGGUUCUGCUUCUGUUCUAUCCACCUCCACCCUGUACACCACCAACUACAACGGCAGCAGCACCCACAUUGGUGUUGUGAUUGUUGAGACCCCAAUGCCAUCUGUGAUCACCUCCUAUGUUCCAGGCAUGGUUGGUUCUGCUUCUGUUCUAUCCACCUCCACCCUGUACACCACCAACUACAACGGCAGCAGCACCCACAUUGGUGUUGUGAUUGUUGAGACCCCAAUGCCAUCUGUGAUCACCUCCUAUGUUCCAGGCAUGGUUGGUUCUGCUUCUGUUCUAUCCACCUCCACCCUGUACACCACCAACUACAACGGCAGCAGCACCCACAUUGGUGUUGUGAUUGUUGAGACCCCAAUGCCAUCUGUGAUCACCUCCUAUGUUCCAGGCAUGGUUGGUUCUGCUUCUGUUCUAUCCACCUCCACCCUAUACACCACCAACUACAACGGCAGCAGCACCCACAUUGGUGUUGUGAUUGUUGAGACCCCAAUGCCAUCUGUGAUCACCUCCUAUGUUCCAGGCAUGGUUGGUUCUGCUUCUGUUCUAUCCACCUCCACCCUGUACACCACCAACUACAACGGCAGCAGCACCCACAUUGGUGUUGUGAUUGUUGAGACCCCAAUGCCAUCUGUGAUCACUUCCUAUGUUCCAGGCAUGGUUGGUUCUGCUUCUGUUCUAUCCACCUCCACCCUGUACACCACCAACUACAACGGCAGCAGCACCCACAUUGGUGUUGUGAUUGUUGAGACCCCAAUGCCAUCUGUGAUCACCUCCUAUGUUCCAGGCAUGGUUGGUUCUGCUUCUGUUCUAUCCACCUCCACCUUGUACACCACCAACUACAACGGCAGCAGCACUCACAUUGGUGUUGUGAUUGUUGAGACCCCAAUGCCAUCUGUGAUCACUUCCUAUGUUCCAGGCAUGGUUGGUUCUGCUUCUGUUCUAUCCACCUCCACCCUGUACACCACCAACUACAACGGCAGCAGCACCCACAUUGGUGUUGUGAUUGUUGAGACCCCAAUGCCAUCUGUGAUCACCUCCUAUGUUCCAGGCAUGGUUGGUUCUGCUUCUGUUCUAUCCACCUCCACCCUGUACACCACCAACUACAACGGCAGCAGCACCCACAUUGGUGUUGUGAUUGUUGAGACCCCAAUGCCAUCUGUGAUCACUUCCUAUGUUCCAGGCAUGGUUGGUUCUGCUUCUGUUCUAUCCACCUCCACCCUGUACACCACCAACUACAACGGCAGCAGCACCCACAUUGGUGUUGUGAUUGUUGAGACCCCAAUGCCAAGUGUCAUUACUUCCUAUGUUCCAGGCAUGGUUGGCUCUGCUUCUGUUCUAUCCACCUCCACCUUGUACACCACCAACUACAACGGCAGCAGCACCCACAUUGGUGUUGUGAUUGUUGAGACCCCAAUGCCAAGUGUCAUUACUUCCUAUGUUCCAGGCAUGGUUGGUUCUGCUUCUGUUCUAUCCACCUCCACCUUGUACACCACCAACUACAACGGCAGCAGCACCCACAUUGGUGUUGUGAUUGUUGAGACCCCAAUGCCAUCUGUGAUCACCUCCUAUGUUCCAGGCAUGGUUGGUUCUGCUUCUGUUCUAUCCACCUCCACCCUGUACACCACCAACUACAACGGCAGCAGCACCCACAUUGGUGUUGUGAUUGUUGAGACCCCAAUGCCAUCUGUGAUCACCUCCUAUGUUCCAGGCAUGGUUGGUUCUGCUUCUGUUCUAUCCACCUCCACCCUGUACACCACCAACUACAACGGCAGCAGCACCCACAUUGGUGUUGUGAUUGUUGAAACCCCAAUGCCAUCUGUGAUCACCUCCUAUGUUCCAGGCAUGGUUGGUUCUGCUUCUGUUCUAUCCACCUCCACCCUGUACACCACCAACUACAACGGCAGCAGCACCCACAUUGGUGUUGUGAUUGUUGAGACCCCAAUGCCAUCUGUGAUCACCUCCUAUGUUCCAGGCAUGGUUGGUUCUGCUUCUGUUCUAUCCACCUCCACCCUGUACACCACCAACUACAACGGCAGCAGCACCCACAUUGGUGUUGUGAUUGUUGAAACCCCAAUGCCAUCUGUGAUCACCUCCUAUGUUCCAGGCAUGGUUGGUUCUGCUUCUGUUCUAUCCACCUCCACCCUGUACACCACCAACUACAACGGUAGCAGCACCCACAUUGGUGUUGUGAUUGUUGAGACCCCAAUGCCAUCUGUGAUCACCUCCUAUGUUCCAGGCAUGGUUGGUUCUGCUUCUGUUCUAUCCACCUCCACCUUGUACACCACCAACUACAACGGCAGCAGCACUCACAUUGGUGUUGUGAUUGUUGAAACCCCAAUGCCAUCUGUGAUCACCUCCUAUGUUCCAGGCAUGGUUGGUUCUGCUUCUGUUCUAUCCACCUCCACCCUGUACACCACCAACUACAACGGCAGCAGCACCCACAUUGGUGUUGUGAUUGUUGAAACCCCAAUGCCAUCUGUGAUCACCUCCUAUGUUCCAGGCAUGGUUGGUUCUGCUUCUGUUCUAUCCACCUCCACCCUGUACACCACCAACUACAACGGCAGCAGCACCCACAUUGGUGUUGUGAUUGUUGAGACCCCAAUGCCAUCUGUGAUCACCUCCUAUGUUCCAGGCAUGGUUGGUUCUGCUUCUGUUCUAUCCACCUCCACCCUGUACACCACCAACUACAACGGCAGCAGCACCCACAUCGGUGUUGUGAUUGUUGAGACCCCAAUGCCAUCUGUGAUCACCUCCUAUGUUCCAGGCAUGGUUGGCUCUGCUUCUGUUCUAUCCACCUCCACCCUGUACACCACCAACUACAACGGCAGCAGCACCCACAUCGGUGUUGUGAUUGUUGAGACCCCAAUGCCAUCUGUGAUCACCUCCUAUGUUCCAGGCAUGGUUGGUUCUGCUUCUGUUCUAUCCACCUCCACCCUGUACACCACCAACUACAACGGCAGCAGCACCCACAUUGGUGUUGUGAUUGUUGAGACCCCAAUGCCAUCUGUGAUCACCUCCUAUGUUCCAGGCAUGGUUGGUUCUGCUUCUGUGCUAUCCACCUCCACCCUGUACACCACCAACUACAACGGCAGCAGCACCCACAUUGGUGUUGUGAUUGUUGAGACCCCAAUGCCAUCUGUGAUCACCUCCUAUGUUCCAGGCAUGGUUGGUUCUGCUUCUGUUCUAUCCACCUCCACCCUGUACACCACCAACUACAACGGCAGCAGCACCCACAUUGGUGUUGUGAUUGUUGAGACCCCAAUGCCAUCUGUGAUCACCUCCUAUGUUCCAGGCAUGGUUGGUUCUGCUUCUGUUCUAUCCACCUCCACCUUGUACACCACCAACUACAACGGCAGCAGCACUCACAUUGGUGUUGUGAUUGUUGAAACCCCAAUGCCAUCUGUGAUCACCUCCUAUGUUCCAGGCAUGGUUGGUUCUGCUUCUGUUCUAUCCACCUCCACCCUGUACACCACCAACUACAACGGCAGCAGCACCCACAUUGGUGUUGUGAUUGUUGAGACCCCAAUGCCAUCUGUGAUCACCUCCUAUGUUCCAGGCAUGGUUGGUUCUGCUUCUGUUCUAUCCACCUCCACCCUGUACACCACCAACUACAACGGCAGCAGCACCCACAUUGGUGUUGUGAUUGUUGAGACCCCAAUGCCAUCUGUGAUCACCUCCUAUGUUCCAGGCAUGGUUGGUUCUGCUUCUGUUCUAUCCACCUCCACCCUGUACACCACCAACUACAACGGCAGCAGCACCCACAUUGGUGUUGUGAUUGUUGAGACCCCAAUGCCAUCUGUGAUCACCUCCUAUGUUCCAGGCAUGGUUGGUUCUGCUUCUGUUCUAUCCACCUCCACCCUGUACACCACCAACUACAACGGCAGCAGCACCCACAUUGGUGUUGUGAUUGUUGAGACCCCAAUGCCAAGUGUCAUUACUUCCUAUGUUCCAGGCAUGGUUGGUUCUGCUUCUGUUCUAUCCACCUCCACCCUGUACACCACCAACUACAACGGCAGCAGCACCCACAUUGGUGUUGUGAUUGUUGAGACCCCAAUGCCAAGUGUCAUUACUUCCUAUGUUCCAGGCAUGGUUGGUUCUGCUUCUGUUCUAUCCACCUCCACCCUGUACACCACCAACUACAACGGCAGCAGCACCCACAUUGGUGUUGUGAUUGUUGAGACCCCAAUGCCAUCUGUGAUCACCUCCUAUGUUCCAGGCAUGGUUGGUUCUGCUUCUGUUCUAUCCACCUCCACCCUGUACACCACCAACUACAACGGCAGCAGCACCCACAUUGGUGUUGUGAUUGUUGAGACCCCAAUGCCAUCUGUGAUCACUUCCUAUGUUCCAGGCAUGGUUGGCUCUGCUUCUGUUCUAUCCACCUCCACCCUGUACACCACCAACUACAACGGCAGCAGCACCCACAUCGGUGUUGUGAUUGUUGAAACCCCAAUGCCAUCUGUGAUCACCUCCUAUGUUCCAGGCAUGGUUGGUUCUGCUUCUGUUCUAUCCACCUCCACCCUGUACACCACCAACUACAACGGCAGCAGCACCCACAUUGGUGUUGUGAUUGUUGAGACCCCAAUGCCAUCUGUGAUCACCUCCUAUGUUCCAGGCAUGGUUGGUUCUGCUUCUGUUCUAUCCACCUCCACCCUAUACACCACCAACUACAACGGCAGCAGCACCCACAUUGGUGUUGUGAUUGUUGAGACCCCAAUGCCAUCUGUGAUCACCUCCUAUGUUCCAGGCAUGGUUGGUUCUGCUUCUGUGCUAUCCACCUCCACCCUGUACACCACCAACUACAACGGCAGCAGCACCCACAUUGGUGUUGUGAUUGUUGAGACCCCAAUGCCAUCUGUGAUCACUUCCUAUGUUCCAGGCAUGGUUGGUUCUGCUUCUGUUCUAUCCACCUCCACCCUAUACACCACCAACUACAACGGCAGCAGCACCCACAUUGGUGUUGUGAUUGUUGAGACCCCAAUGCCAUCUGUGAUCACCUCCUAUGUUCCAGGCAUGGUUGGUUCUGCUUCUGUUCUAUCCACCUCCACCCUAUACACCACCAACUACAACGGCAGCAGCACCCACAUUGGUGUUGUGAUUGUUGAGACCCCAAUGCCAUCUGUGAUCACCUCCUAUGUUCCAGGCAUGGUUGGUUCUGCUUCUGUGCUAUCCACCUCCACCCUGUACACCACCAACUACAACGGCAGCAGCACCCACAUUGGUGUUGUGAUUGUUGAGACCCCAAUGCCAUCUGUGAUCACCUCCUAUGUUCCAGGCAUGGUUGGCUCUGCUUCUGUUCUAUCCACCUCCACCAUGUACACCACCAACUACAACGGCAGCAGCACCCACAUUGGUGUUGUGAUUGUUGAAACCCCAAUGCCAAGUGUCAUUACUUCCUAUGUUCCAGGCAUGGUUGGCUCUGCUUCUGUUCUAUCCACCUCCACCCUAUACACCACCAACUACAACGGUAGCAGCACCCACAUUGGUGUUGUGAUUGUUGAGACCCCAAUGCCAAGUGUCAUUACUUCCUAUGUUCCAGGCAUGGUUGGUUCUGCUUCUGUUCUAUCCACCUCCACCCUGUACACCACCAACUACAACGGCAGCAGCACCCACAUUGGUGUUGUGAUUGUUGAGACCCCAAUGCCAUCUGUGAUCACCUCCUAUGUUCCAGGCAUGGUUGGUUCUUCUUCUGUUCUAUCCACCUCCACCCUAUACACCACCAACUACAACGGCAGCAGCACCCACAUUGGUGUUGUGAUUGUUGAGACCCCAAUGCCAUCUGUGAUCACCUCCUAUGUUCCAGGCAUGGUUGGUUCUGCUUCUGUUCUAUCCACCUCCACCCUAUACACCACCAACUACAACGGCAGCAGCACUCAUAUUGGUGUUGUGAUUGUUGAGACCCCAAUGCCAUCUGUGAUCACCUCCUAUGUUCCAGGCAUGGUUGGUUCUGCUUCUGUUCUAUCCACCUCCACCCUGUACACCACCAACUACAACGGCAGCAGCACCCACAUUGGUGUUGUGAUUGUUGAGACCCCAAUGCCAUCUGUGAUCACCUCCUAUGUUCCAGGCAUGGUUGGUUCUUCUUCUGUUCUAUCCACCUCCACCCUAUACACCACCAACUACAACGGCAGCAGCACCCACAUUGGUGUUGUGAUUGUUGAGACCCCAAUGCCAUCUGUGAUCACCUCCUAUGUUCCAGGCAUGGUUGGUUCUGCUUCUGUUCUAUCCACCUCCACCCUGUACACCACCAACUACAACGGCAGCAGCACCCACAUCGGUGUUGUGAUUGUUGAAACCCCAAUGCCAAGUGUCAUUACUUCCUAUGUUCCAGGCAUGGUUGGUUCUGCUUCUGUUCUAUCCACCUCCACCCUGUACACCACCAACUACAACGGCAGCAGCACCCACAUUGGUGUUGUGAUUGUUGAAACCCCAAUGCCAUCUGUGAUCACCUCCUAUGUUCCAGGCAUGGUUGGUUCUGCUUCUGUUCUAUCCACCUCCACCCUAUACACCACCAACUACAACGGCAGCAGCACUCAUAUUGGUGUUGUGAUUGUCGAAACCCCAAUGCCAUCUGUGAUCACCUCCUAUGUUCCAGGCAUGGUUGGUUCUGCUUCUGUUCUAUCCACCUCCACCCUGUACACCACCAACUACAACGGUAGCAGCACCCACAUUGGUGUUGUGAUUGUUGAAACCCCAAUGCCAAGUGUCAUUACUUCCUAUGUUCCAGGCAUGGUUGGUUCUUCUUCUGUUGUCUCCACCUCCACCUUGUACACCACCAACUACAACGGUAGCAGCACCCACAUUGGUGUUGUGAUUGUUGAGACCCCAAUGCCAUCUGUGAUCACCUCCUAUGUUCCAGGCAUGGUUGGUUCUUCUUCUGUUGUCUCCACCUCCACCAUGUACACCACCGACAACAACGGCAGCAGCACCCACAUUGGUGUUGUGAUUGUUGAGACCCCAAUGCCAUCUGUGAUCACCUCCUAUGUUCCAGGCAUGGUUGGUUCUGCUUCUGUUGUCUCCACCUCCACCAUGUACACCACCGACAAGAACGGCAGGAGCACUCACAUUGGUGUUGUGAUUGUUGAGACCCCAAUGCCAAGUACAUUCACCAGCACUAUGUAUACUACCAAUUCCAUGGGCAGCAGUACUCCAGUUAUUGUCGUGAUUGUUCAAACCCCAAAGCCAAGCGCUAUCACUUCUUAUGUUGCAGCCACCGGUCUUUCAUCCACUGUCACCUUCACCUCCACCUCCUACACUACCAACUCUGAUGGCAGCAGCACUCCAGUUGACAUUGUGAUUGUCGAGACUCCAAUGCCAAGUCAGAUCACUUCUUAUGUUGCAGCUACCGGUCUCUCACCAACUGUUACAUUCACCUCCACCUCCUACACUACCAACUCUGAUGGCAGCAGCACUCCAGUAGACAUUGUGAUUGUGGAAACCCCAAUGCCAAGCGCUAUCACGAAAUAUGUUCCAGGCAUGGUUGGUUCAGCUUCUAUCAUGUUUACCUCCACCUCCUACACUACCAACUCUGAUGGCAGCAGCACUCCAGUAGACAUUGUGAUUGUGGAAACCCCAAUGCCAAGCGCUAUCACGAAAUAUGUUCCAGGCAUGGUUGGUUCAGCUUCUAUCAUGUUUACCUCCACCUCCUACACUACCAACUCUGACGGUAGCAGCACUCCAGUAGACAUUGUGAUUGUCGAAACCCCAAUGCCAAGCGCUAUCACUUCUUAUGUUGCAGCCACCGGUCUUUCAUCCACUGUCACCUUCACCUCCACCUCCUACACUACCAACUCUGACGGCAGCAGCACUCCAGUAGACAUUGUGAUUGUCGAAACCCCAAUGCCAAGCGCUAUCACUUCUUAUGUUGCGGCCACUGGUCGCUCAACCUCUAUCAUCACCACCUCCAUCUUCUACACUACCAAUUCUGACGGCAGCAGCACUCCAAUCGGUGUUGUAAUUGUUGGUACCCCAACAGUCACUAGUACAAGUUUGGGAUAUCACUAUUGGAAUUCUUCAGUAGUUUCCACAAAAUUGUCAAGGUCAUACAGUUCAAUUUCGAAAUAUUCAAAGGAAAGCAUUAGAAGGACAACAAAUGCUGAAGCAUCUAAUGCCAAUAAUUGGAACACUAGGACAAUUGAAUCAUCAUUCUCUUCAGCAGUUUCUGACAGGUCAAGGUCCUCUAACGAGAACACUGCAACUACAGGAAACAUAGAAACUUCUGGUGUUAACAGUUGGAGUACUAUGAAGAGUGAAUCAUCGUCCAGAAGAAACGGGGUUGAAAGUAAAACAGGUUCUUCAACUGAGGCAAUCACAAAUACUCCAAAGGUUACUGCAACUCAAGAGCCAUUACAGGUAUCUUCUCAAAGUGCUAAUCCAAAUAGUAGAUCGAAUACAGUAACAUUGUCACGUUAUGAAACUUCAGGUUCAUCUACUUCAAGUAUCAUGAAUAGUCAACAAAUUACUGUUGCACCAGAGCAACUACACGUAUCUUCUCAAAGUGCAAGUCCAAGCAGUAGAUUAAGUAUAGUAACAUUAUCACAUCAUGAAACUUCAAGUUCGUCUACUUCAAUUAUUAUGAAUAGUCAACAAAAUACUAUUGCACAAGGGCCAUUACACGUCUCUUCUCAAACCACAGAGUCGAGUGGCAGAUCGAGUACAGUAACAUUAUCACGUUAUGAAACUUCAGGUUCAUCUACUUCAAGUAUCAUGAAUAGUCAACAAAUUACUGUUGCACCAGAGCAACUACACGUAUCUUCUCAAAGUGCAAGUCCAAGUAGCAGAUUAAGUGCCAAAACCUUGUCACAAUAUAAAGCUUCUGCUCCUACAUUUAGUGUUAACAGUUGGAAUACUAUGAAGAGUGAAUCAUCGUCCAGAAGAAACGGGGUUGAAGAUCAAGCAGGUUCUUCAACUGAGGCAAUCACAUAUACUCCAAAGGUUACUGCAACUCAAGAGCCAUUACAGGUAUCUUCUCAAAGGGCAAAUCCAAGUGGCAGAUCAAAUACAGUAACAUUAUCACGUUAUGAAACUUCAGGUUCAUCUACUUCAAGUAUCAUGAAUAGUCAACAAAUUACUGUUGCACCAGAGCAACUACACGUAUCUUCUCAAAGUGCAAGUCCAAGUAGCAGAUUAAGUGCCAUAACCUUGUCACAAUACGAAGCUUCUGCUCCUGAUACUGCUGGUACACGGUCAAAUUUUAUCUUAGUGCUUUUCUCCUUAUUUCUAUUCAUGGUUUAG